AUGGAUCUGGCACUCAGGUAUUCCACUGAGGAUUGUUCCUUUGAAGAGGAGAUUCGCCCAGACGGCUACAAUGUAUAUAAGUCAAAAAAAUAUGGAAUAUCGGUGUCUUUGAGCAGUGCCAAGCAAAGACAACAGUUCAAAGGAAAAGAUUUUCUUCCGCUGUCUCACUUCUUACCUAUGAUCAACACUGUGCCUGUGGAGUCGGCAGACUUUGGUGAAUACGGUGAUUACAGCCAGGCUUUUGAACCGGAGGUGUACUCCUCGCCGCUCGAAACGGACAGCAUGGACCCCUUUGGCAUCACCUCCAAACUGUCACCGGUGAAGAGCCCCAGCUUUCAGAAAUGA
Molecule: messenger RNA, 345 nt
Organism: Apaloderma vittatum (bar-tailed trogon)
Lineage: Eukaryota; Metazoa; Chordata; Aves; Trogoniformes; Trogonidae
Gene: FGF19
Product: fibroblast growth factor 19
Exons: 2
Coding region: 1-345 (114 amino acids)
Source: RefSeq, a predicted model, not a curated record